Annulohypoxylon maeteangense is the source of this 1879-nucleotide messenger RNA. RefSeq names its product putative cytochrome P450. NCBI's taxonomy places the organism in Eukaryota, Fungi, Ascomycota, Sordariomycetes, Xylariales, Hypoxylaceae. The record is from RefSeq and is a predicted model, not a curated record. Bases 116 to 1699 code for a protein of 527 amino acids. The transcript is spliced from 4 exons. Gene Ontology annotation, molecular function: monooxygenase activity; oxidoreductase activity, acting on paired donors, with incorporation or reduction of molecular oxygen; heme binding.
CAGUGUAGGAUAAAGCAUAGGGUCAAGCUCUGUUGCCCUCUGGCACAGCUCCUCUAACUCCUAAGCACACCUACACAGCUCAGUAGCACCCUUGAAACAGUAGAUAGACUUCACCAUGAGUCUCACCUGGAUAUGGCCUUAUGGCCUGAGUAGCCUGUAUCUCUUGGCAUACUUACCCCUUAUUAUAAUCAUUGGAAGCUUGUUGGUAGUUCUCUACAGGCUUACCUUUCACCCUCUCACUCGCUUCCCGGGUCCGACCUUGGCUGCUUCUACUGGACUUUAUGAGGCUUACUACCAGUGUAUCAAAAAUGGCGGCGGGCGAUACUGGGCCGAGAUUCAGAAGAUGCACCAGCAAUACGGCCCCAUAGUUCGCAUCAACCCAUAUGAGGUUCACAUCUCAGACCCGGAGUGGAAUGCGGUAUACAAAUACUCGUCGAAGGCCUCCAAGCCACCAUGGUUCUACUUCCGCUUCUUCGGCAAGUUCCCCAGCACCAACGUAGCCGAGUCACACACCCUACACCAGCUGCGCCGCGCUCCGCUGCAGACCUACUUCGCAUCGUCCAACAUCCAGCGCUACAUACCGACGAUCACGGCCCAAGCCGAUAAGUUAUGUGCACGAUUACGCGCCGCGAGUGUCGGGAAUAGUGACAGAGGUGAGAAUAUCGUCAGUCUAAGUGAUGCAUUCCGGUGUCUCGCCACGGACGUAGCGACGGGAUUCGCGUUCGGGACGCCAUUUGGACAUUUAGACGAGCCGAGUUUCGACCGCGAGUUCAAUUCGAGUGUGAAGGUGGUUGUUAAGGCGAGUAUGUGGAGUAGACAUAUGUUCGGCCUGUUCCUACCUGUGCUGCAUAGCUUGCCCGAGAGCAUUGCGCGACGGAUGAAUCCGGCGUUUAAGAGGGUUAUGUGGAUGAAGGAUACCAUGAUAAAUUGCGUUCAGCGCUCAAUGAACAAGUCCGAACCCGCACCGGGGACUCCGCCGGAUAUGAUACAGACGCUAAUGGCCUCGGACCUUCCACCGGAAGAGAAAACAUUCCCGCGACUUUUCUCCGAGAGUCGCUCCGUCAUUAUGGCAGGGACCGAGACCACGGCCACGACGUCGGUGUGUAUCACGAGCAACCUACUUGGUGACCCCGCAAAAGUCCAAAAGCUGCGCCAUGAAUUGUGCAUCGCCGAAAAGGCAAAAGGGGGAGCUCUCGAUUACGCUGAUUUGAGGGAGCUACCUUAUAUCACCGGCGUGAUCAACGAGGGCCUGCGACUAGCAAAUCCGACGCCAAGCCGACUGCCCCGAGUCUGCGAGGACCAAGAGCUGACGUAUAAGCAGUGGGUUAUUCCUCGGGGUACUACAAUCUCAACAACAACCCAAGACACCCACAACUCCCCCCUCAUCUUCACCAACCCAUCACAAUUCCUACCCGAGCGCUGGGCUGAUCCAGCAGAGCGCAGACGUCUGAACAAGUACCUGCAGCCUUGGGGGCGUGGCUCGCGGCUAUGUCUAGGGACUGAACUCGCCACUAUCGACGUGUAUCUGGCUGUGUCGCGGUUAUUCGGGCCCAGCGCUGGUUUCGAUAUGCAGAUGUAUGAUACGGUGGAUGAGGAUUGGGUCGCGUAUCAUGAGUGGUUUGCUGGGUUUCCGAAGGGUAGGGGGUUGAGGGUUAGAGUUAUCGAGGUUGGGAAGGAGAAUGGGAAUGGAAAUACGUAACUUGGGGAAUGGCCAUCUGGGCGCUUUGUAAAGCACUGCGAUGGGAAUCAUUUGGUCGCCUGAACGAUUUGGGUUAUUUGGUAAAUUCUUAUGACUCAAGGUCCACUGUGUAUUUGGUAACGUGGGUGAGUUCAGGGGCUAACUUUUACGUCUUGUGUAACAUGAUGCAGCUGGAAUCAC